AUGAACAACAGAUCUGGGAAACGUGGCAGGAAGGAGCUGAGGCAUCUGAAAAGAACGACCAAAAGACCGGCAAUUGACGAUCCGCCAAGGGAGUCUGCACCUGUUGAAGAUGACUUUGUCGGCCCAGCAGACCAAAUGGUAAAUGUCUCUGAUUCUGCGGAGGACGGGGACGGCUCGGACUCUGAUGCGGAGGCUAGGAAAGGUAAGGUGUACGGUGCACUGCUAACAAUCCUGAAGUCAGAACAUCCAGAAGCAAAGAAGAGGAAGACGAAAAAAUCCAGCGAUGGAGGUGAGGUUGACAAAAUAUUGGUACACGAUGACAACCACGAGGAAUUGGAAGAAGAAAAUGAGGAAGAGCAGAUCGACAACGCGAUUCUUGAUAAUAGGACGCAAUCGGAUAGCGAGGACGAGCAGGAUGUUGCCGCAGAGGAGUUUGAUAGUGAAGAUGAACAGGAUCCAUUUGAGUCCCACUUUAACCAGUUUCCAGAAACUGAAAUCAACACACUAGAUGCUGCCUUCAAAUCUAAACAACUGCAAUACCGCUCAGUCAAGUUGCAGCCAGCUAAGGUGACGAAAGUCAAGGACGAGUACCUGAUCUAUUCAGAGCCAACUGUUCCUGGUGGGAAACAACUAUCCAAAAAACUUAUUGAAUCCAACACCAAAUGCUCUAUUGGUUCUUACUUUUUGAAGAAAAGAUUGAAAAUUCAGAACGACUUGUUGGAGAACAAACCUGACAAUUUGGCCUCCAUUCAGAAAGAAUUGGUAGACCCAAUGUUCCAAUACAAGGAUAUUCUCUAUGAAUACGAGAAUUACGGCAAAAGUGAGGAUGAGUACAGGCAACUGUACGCGCUACAUGCGCUAAAUCAUGUCUAUAAGACGAGGGACCGGAUCCUGAAAAAUAACCAGAGACUGCAAGAGAAUAGCGAUACUGAAUGUUUGGAUCAAGGGUUUACCAGGCCUAAAGUUCUGAUUAUUGCGCCCACAAGGGAUACUGCUUACAGUAUCGUGACCACCAUAAUCAAUAAGUCGGGCAUUGACCAAGUAGACAAGAGGGGCAAGUUUAAAGACCAAUUCUACGAGGAUUCUUUACCGCCGUCAUCGAAACCAAAGUCGUUUCAAAGUAUCUUCAAAGGUAACACGAAUGAUUUCUUCGUUCUCGGGAUGAAGUUCACCAGGAAAGCUAUCAAGUUGUAUAGUAACUUCUAUCAAUCUGAUAUCAUUGUUUGCUCACCUCUAGGUCUACAAAUGAUCGUUGAAAACACUGACAAAAAAAAGAGACAGGAUGACUUCCUCUCCUCUAUCGAGAUUACCAUCAUCGAUCAAUUACAUUCCAUUGAAUAUCAAAACAUCUCGCAUCUAUACACCAUUUUUGAGCAUUUGAAUAACAUCCCAGAUGAACAACAUGACGCAGAUUUCAGCAGAAUUAGAAUGUGGUACAUCAACGACCAGGCCCGAUUCUUCAGGCAAACGAUGGUGUUUACGAAAUACAUCUCCCCCACGGCUAACUCAAUAAUCAACGGCAAGUGCCGCAACUGGUCCGGCCGUUGGAAGAACCACAGAAUUGUGUCUAACGAGGCUUCUCAUAUUGGUAAGUUAAGCCUAAGAGUCCGCCAGAUCUUCCAAAGAUUCGAGGUCACCGGUGGAUCCAUUGUAGACGAACCAGACUACCGGUUUAAGUUUUUCACAAGCGUUAUCAUCCCAGGUAUCUUGAAGAGUACCGGAUACGAGGACGGGAUACUGAUAUACAUCCCGGAAUAUACGGAUUAUGUCAGAGUGAGAAACUACUUGAAAGAGAAAACACGCAUUUUAUUUGGUGAUAUAAACGAAUAUUCAAGUCAGAAGCAGCUCACCGCAAAUAGAUCUUUAUUCCAACAGGGAAGGCUAAAAGUGUUACUCUACACGGAAAGAUUGCACCACUAUAGACGUUAUGAAAUAAAGGGUGUCAAAAGCGUUAUUUUCUACAAACCACCCAGUGAUCCGGAGUUCUAUACAGAAGUCGUUCGGAACAUUGGGAGAAAUGCAUUUUUGGGAAACACAGAUCUUAAUAUAUCCACUGUGAGGUGUAUUUACUCGAAGCUGGAUGCAUUGGCCUUGGAGAAUGUUGUCGGAACUCAACGGGCGGGUGUUCUGUGCCACGGUCAAAAUGAAAUCUACGAAUUUAAGUAA
Messenger RNA from Huiozyma naganishii CBS 8797, 2166 nucleotides. It is a transcript of the gene UTP25, whose product is annotated as rRNA-binding ribosome biosynthesis protein UTP25. Lineage: Eukaryota; Fungi; Ascomycota; Saccharomycetes; Saccharomycetales; Saccharomycetaceae. The transcript has a single exon. Gene Ontology annotation, cellular component: nucleolus; small-subunit processome. Gene Ontology annotation, molecular function: rRNA binding; U3 snoRNA binding. Gene Ontology annotation, biological process: maturation of SSU-rRNA from tricistronic rRNA transcript (SSU-rRNA, 5.8S rRNA, LSU-rRNA). Bases 1 to 2166 code for a protein of 721 amino acids. The record is from RefSeq and is a predicted model, not a curated record.